CGCCGAUCUACGGAUGUAAAAACAGAAAUCGAUAAAUUUGUCGAGUAUAGAGUGGUUGUUUAUGGUCGAAACGUAACCCAUGUUGGUUGUAGGUAGAGGAUAUCUUGGGUUUCGUCAAUUUGCGUCAUGACUUCCAGCUAUGCUCAUGUAAUGGACAGACAAGCCACACUACCAAACCGACUGGAGACUGCGAUCACCGCGAAUCAGGAUCAUUUACAGGCUAAAAAGAACUUCUCCGUGAGCCACCUGUUGGAUCUGGAGGAGGCGCGGGAGAUGGUGGGAGCUCAAGCGGAGGAAAGCGCAGGGGAGGCGGGCAGGAGUAUGCUGGAGUCUCCGGGACUCACCAGCGGGAGCGACACUACACAGCAGGAGAACGAGCAGCUCAACGCAGAGGAGAAGAAGAAGCGUAAACAGAGGCGAAACAGAACCACGUUCAACAGCAGUCAGCUGCAGGCCUUAGAGAGAGUGUUUGAGAGGACGCAUUACCCCGAUGCUUUCGUCAGGGAGGACUUGGCACGACGGGUCAACCUCACUGAAGCACGAGUUCAGGUAUGGUUUCAAAAUCGACGGGCUAAGUUUCGACGAAAUGAACGUGCGAUGCUGGCAAGUAAAAAUGCUUCAUUGCUCAAGUCUUUCUCAGGAGAAGUAACAGCCGUAGAGCAGCCCAUUGUCCCACGACCCGCACCCAGACCCAAUGACUACCUGUCCUGGGGAAGCUCACCGUCAUACAGUGCCAUGGCAACUUAUUCUCCCUCGUGCGCCAACAACACAACAGCCCAGGGCAUGAAUAUGGCCAACAGUAUCGCCAACCUGAGACUGAAAGCCAAAGAAUACAGCCUGAACCAGGUACCCACUGUCAACUGAAGCGGGCAGCUGGGCUGUCAAAGACUCUCAGAACAAUCCCAAUGUCCCAGCCCCAAAUCUAUUGACAUAAACAACGUUUUCUGUCCUCCUCUAUGUGUUUUACUCUUAUCCAUCAAAGAACAGAAGCAAACGAGAACAGCUCCAAGGCACCAAGCUUUCCUAAAACCAAUGAUUUACAUUGAACCGUCAUGUUCCUGGUAUGUGGGGAAAUGACAUGUGGGAAAAUUGAGUUUUGGACAGCACAAAAUGGAAAGUUUUCCCUGUUCACACUCACUGUGGCAGCGUAAGCGUGGUCAACCCUUUUGGAGAUCGUGGCUUACUAUAGAUUUCUUUCUUGAGACUCCUGCCGACCACAGGGAUUUGAUGACCUCUGCGGAAUCCAUAUACUACAAUCUUGCGGACAUCUGGGGAGUUUUUAGGAUUUCCCCUUGAUUUCUCAUUGGAACUCGUAAAUGCGCACUGAGGCCACAAAUUGGGAUUUGGAUAUUUUGGUUAUUUGGGAACAGAGUGAAAUUUGGCUUUCCUGUUACUGGACUCUAAAAUCACUCUUCACUGUUGUCCGUUUAAAAAACAUGCAAGGGGGUAUCGGUUCAUUUUGGCAUAUACAGAACUCUGGCCAUGUAUGUAAGUGAUGAAUUCAGAGCUUUGUUGAUUAUACCCCAUUAUAUUUUCUAAAUAUAUGCAUAAAUAUGUAACAUUACUUUGCAAUAAAGAUGUCCUAGCAAUGUAAUGUCAUCAA
Danio rerio (zebrafish) is the source of this 1603-nucleotide messenger RNA. RefSeq names its product paired related homeobox 1a (gene prrx1a). The record is from RefSeq and is marked provisional. Gene Ontology annotation, biological process: regulation of DNA-templated transcription. Lineage: Eukaryota; Metazoa; Chordata; Actinopteri; Cypriniformes; Danionidae. Gene Ontology annotation, cellular component: nucleus. Gene Ontology annotation, molecular function: DNA-binding transcription factor activity, RNA polymerase II-specific; DNA binding.